CUCCCGCCGUCUCAUUCCUGAAAAAAACGAAAAAAAAAACCACUUUAACCCUAAAAAGUAGAAACCCAAAAAUCUAAGUCAUAUUCCUUGGAGCUUUAAGCUGUAAAUGCUUCCUUCUGGUGGUCUUGAAGAGAAUAAGGAGAGGGUUCUGCUGUUGAAUGCUCUCUCUGUUUCACUCCCUCACAAUCCCUCUUUAUUUCAUGUCUUCUAUCACGGACUCUCUCUGCUGUGCUCAUCCAGGGUCCUUGCAAACCCUAGACACUGAUUUCUAUCAUAUACCUUUCAUUUCCUGCUUAGCUCCUAGCCGUCAAAGUCGAAAGCUUUUGGGGUUUCAUAUUUGGGCUCUGCGUGGUCAAGUUUGGUUCUGUACAAAACAUGAGUGAUUCUGAGCAAAAUGGCAUAGCUGAUGUUUCAUUAGCCUGCAUGGUCAGAGGAGAUGAUACAAAGACAACUAGUGAGCCCGUUCCAAUUGUUAGCAACUUGUUACCUCGAGGAAUAAUCAACUCUGGGAAUGUAUGCUUUCUCAGUGCAACUCUGCAGGCUCUCCUAGCCUGCUCCCCUUUUGUCCAGCUGUUGCAGCAAAUUAGACUUCGUAGCAUCCCUAAGGUUGGCUAUCCAACACUGAAUGCGUUUGUGGAGUUUAUCUCUGAAUUUGACUCACAUAGUGAUUCUAACUUAAAGAAGAAAGAUGUGACUGUUCUGGAGAUUGCUAGGCCUCUCUGUCCUAUCAUGUUUGAAGCUGUCCUUAAAGGUUUUACUCCAGAUGUGCCAAAUUGCAUAUCUGGCAGGCCAAGGCAGGAAGAUGCUCAGGAGUUCUUAAGUUUUGUCUUGCAUCAAAUGCAUGAUGAGUUACUCAAGCUUGAAGGACAAAUUGCUGGUAACAGGGAAAAUUCAUCUCUAGUUUCUUCUGUAGAAGAUGGUGAAUGGGAGACUGUCGGUCCAAAGAACAAAUCAGCUGUGACAAGAACACAAAGUUUUCUUCCUUCAGAGCUUAGUAAUAUUUUUGGGGGCCAGUUGAAAAGUGUGGUGAAGGCAAAAGGAAAUAAAGCUUCUGCUACUGUCCAACCAUUUCUCCUCCUUCACCUUGAUGUCCAUCCAGAAGCAGUUCAUACUAUUGAGGAUGCACUUCAUUUGUUCUCUGCUGCAGAAUAUCUCGAAGGGUAUCGUCCAACAGCUGGGAAGUCUGGGCUGGUGACUGCCAAAAAAUCCAUUAAGAUACAGGCGCUUUCCAAAAUAAUGAUAUUGCACCUCAUGCGAUUUAGUUAUGGCAGCCAAGGGAGCACCAAGUUGCAUAAGCCUGUUCACUUUCCUCUUGAAUUGUUGUUGGGACGUGAACUGCUUGUGUCUACCACCACCGAGGGCCGUAAGUACGAACUUGUUGCAACAAUAACCCACCAUGGGUGGGAGCCAUCCAAGGGGCAUUAUACUGCCGACGCAAGGUGUCAUAAUGGCCAAUGGCUUCAUUUUGAUGAUGCCUCUGUCACUGCCAUUGGAACAAACAAGGUCUUGCACGACCAGGCAUAUGUCCUCUUCUACAAGCAAGUCUAAAACACCACUUCACUUGUACCCUUGAUCGGAUAACAAUUUACUUAAUCCUUCCAAAUAAUGCGCGUGCUUCGAGCAAGAAUGAUUGGGCAAACUCUCCAAUUCUCACCCAACAAACACCGUCGCUAAGCUCAAAAAUGACAGUGCAACUUAUUUAUAGUUUCUUUGUGAUAAUGAUGAAAAUGUAUGGAAGUCCUCUGCUAUUCCUAUCCAAUGAAAGGGAUAUUAAUGCUUACUGUCACAACUUUUUUCCAAGAAAUCUAUUGAUUGAGU
Rubroshorea leprosula is the source of this 1818-nucleotide messenger RNA. Lineage: Eukaryota; Viridiplantae; Streptophyta; Magnoliopsida; Malvales; Dipterocarpaceae. The record is from the annotation of a GenBank genome assembly.